AUGGGUCACCUUUCGCCCUUCCUAGCUCUGGUUGUUUUGCUGGGCAUCUCGGUGUGUGGGGGUCGCCCCAGGGGCCGUAUUCUCGGGGGCUACGAAGCUCCUCCCCACCUGAAACCCUACAUGGCUUCCCUGCAGGUGGAUGGGAAGCAUGUGUGCGGCGGGUUCCUGAUCGCCGAGCAGUGGGUGCUGAGCGCGGCUCACUGCCUGGAAGACAAGCAAGGCAAGUCGUUCCAGGUCCUCCUGGGAGCCCACUCUCUCUCGCAGCCAGAACCGCACAAGCGCCUUUAUGAGGUGCGCGCGGAGAUUGGCCACCCUGGCAGCAGCACGGAGACCUACGACGACGACCUCCUUCUCCUCCAGCUAGAGGAGAAAGCACUCCUCAACGAGCAUGUGAAGAUCCUGCCCUUCCAGAGGCAAGACAGGGAUGUCCCUGCUGACACCGUGUGCGAAGUGGCCGGCUGGGGUGAAAUGAGCCACAGUGGGAAGCUGCCUGACAAACUGCAGCAGGUGGCGCGUCCGGUGAUCAGCCGGGAGAUCUGCAACCGCAGGAUCCACCACGACAACACCAUCACAGAGAAGAUGAUGUGCACCGACUCCAGGAAGAAGGAUACCUGCCCGGGGGAUUCCGGCGGGCCGCUCGUUUGCAAUGGGAUCGCCGAAGGGGUGGUGGCUGCCGGCUCUCGGGUCUGUGGGAACUACAAGAAGCCCGGAAUCUACACCCGGAUCCCCCCCUACGUCGACUGGAUCGAGAGAGUCAUGGCUUCAGCUAACUGA
This is a messenger RNA of Emys orbicularis (European pond turtle), 774 nucleotides long. RefSeq names its product complement factor D-like. The record is from RefSeq and is a predicted model, not a curated record. Lineage: Eukaryota; Metazoa; Chordata; Testudines; Emydidae. Gene Ontology annotation, biological process: proteolysis. The transcript is spliced from 5 exons. Gene Ontology annotation, molecular function: serine-type endopeptidase activity. The coding region runs from base 1 to 774 and encodes 257 amino acids.